AUGCCGCUCAACGUUCCAAUGAUGCCGCCACAACAACCGCUUGCCUUUCCGUCGGCCACGUCGUCUGCUGAUUUCUCGCGUCCGCCACCGCAGAUAAUGCCACUUCCAGUCUUUUCCACACCCCCUCCAACGGUUUUUCCCAAUCAGUACGUGACUGACUCAGUUGUACCGAUACCGACAGCUGGCCAGUGGAAUCAAAUGGUUGAUGGUUUCCUGCGUCGCACAUCGAUUCGUUGCCGGUCACGUUUCACGCGCUCAUCUCGAUCUUCCUCCUCAUCCUCACGAUACAGAUCGCGCUCGUAUUCAUCGAAAUCGUCGAGCUCUUCCGCAACGUCACGAUCUUCGUCGCGUUCAUUUCGCCGUUUUCGCUCGCGUGACCAUCGUUCCUCAUCACGUCGUUCCGCCGCCUAUCGUUCAAGAAACGAUACGCACCGCCGACGUUUCGGGGAUCGUCCAAGGCGUUCGAGUGGUGGUCGUCGCGAAACACCGCGUCACUCAGAUCGCCGCAGAAAUUACGAAAAUGAAGUAGUAAAACAGAUAUUGCAGGAAAAAACGAUCGAGUGCGCCAAAGCAAUAGGCCUGGACAAUGAAUAUCUGACGAAGCUGGAGGAGCAAAAGAAAAUGCGCGAAGAGAUUUUGCGCAAAAAAGAAGAGCGACGUAUUCAAACGGUACAGAGUUUUGGCAGAUCAGUUACAUCGCAUACAAGUGACAAGUCGUCGCGACAUUCCCGAUACGCCAGUAGACCGGAAGAACGACGAUCGGAACGUAGUCGAAGAGUGGAGGAUGAUCGACACAGAAAACGUGACACCGAAAAUGCGUACCGAAGAAAGGAGGAGAUCCGGGAGAUCCGAAGCAGUAAGAAGCAGGAGCCUGUAAGCACAGGAUCGAGCAGUGUACCAAAUUCGGGAAGAACUAGUCGCACCGAACGAACCGUUGUUGUAGUCACAACCCAAAAAAGUGCAGUCAGCAGCGGCAGUAAUAGCAGCAGUGCCGUAAGUCCUAUGAAGAAAGCGCAGCUGGUUCCAAACCACGGCAGCAGCAGCAGCAACAGUGGCGUCUCAAUGGAGCAACACAAAGCAGCAGCAGCAACACCAGCAACAGCAACAGCAGCAGUUGUAGUAGCUGGAGAUCGGAGUGGAAAGCGAAAAACUGAAGAAAUUCCGCAGCAUUCGGAGAGACCGCGCAAAAUGAAGGCAUAUCUGGCUGUUGUGGUCAAAUCAGCAAACGGAGCAGCAAUUAAUCUGGAAAAAAUUCGUAUCAUUGCUGGAACAGUUGGACGCACUAAGAAAGUAUGGAAAUCUGCUGAAAAUACAGUAUCGCUUAUUUUUGAGGAACACGAAGAUGCAAAAACAUUCAUGUUUCAAUAUCACAAGUUUGUUUUUUUUUUUCCUUUUCCUUUUUUUUUUUUUUUUUUUUUUUUUUUUUUG
Messenger RNA from Gongylonema pulchrum, 1428 nucleotides. The record is from the annotation of a GenBank genome assembly. NCBI's taxonomy places the organism in Eukaryota, Metazoa, Nematoda, Chromadorea, Rhabditida, Gongylonematidae.